AUGGAGACGGCGGUGAGGCCCCUCACCAACGAGCAGCAGAGGCUCUCAGGAACCCGGCGUCUGCGUCCCUGCAUGCUGGGCACAGAGGUGCUGGGCAGGGAGCCCCUCCUCUGGCGGAUCCUGUCGGGGCAGGCUGGCAGGUGCCCGGGGGCCUUCAGUUCAUCUGGCCGGGGCGCCACGUCCUGCCGCCCCUUUUACCUGAGCAGGGCCCUGCCCACCAGGCAUAGUGACCACGGCCUCCUUGCAGCCGGCGCCGCCGAGGCCCCAGGCAGCGUCACGCAGGCCGCCGCCGCCACCGCCACCGCAGACUCCGCUGCCGCCAGAGAAACAGACCCCAUGAGAGGGCCCGAGUCCAGGACACGCAGGGUGCAGCCCUGCCACCGGCCCCCCAGGGCGCCAGCCGGGGCCCAUGAGAAGUCGAUGGGGAGCAGCAAUGAGGAGCCUCUGCACCAGCUGAGGCCGCUGGAGCACGAUGCAGACGCCCCGGACAACACCGAAGCUGCCGAGCCUCCAGCCACCCUUCUGGACGGGCAGGUGCCCACGGAGGAGAAGCCGCUGCCCCGCCCAGAACAGGGCCCCUUCUUCUACAUCGGAGGCAGCAACGGAGCGGCAAUAAUCAGCUCCUACUGCAAGGGCAAGGGUUGGCGGCGCACGCAGGACAGCCACCGUGAAGACUACAUGCUCAAGUGGUGUGAGGUCAAGAGCAGGGCCAACUACUGCAGCUUCCGGGAAGGCAAGCAGCUACUCUACCAGCUGCCCAACAACAAGCUCCUGACCACCAAGAUCGGGCUUCUCAGCGUGCUCCGGGAGUACUCACGUAACAACAAGACGCCACCUGGCACCCAGACCAGGGACCUGAGAAUGGAGGACUUCUUCCCAGAAACCUACCGCCUGGACAUCAAGGAGGAGAGAGAGGCUUUCUUUACCCUGUUCGACGACUCCCAGAUGUGGAUCUGUAAGCCCACUGCCUCCAACCAAGGCAAAGGCAUCUUCCUGCUCAGGAGCCAGGAGGAGGUCGCCGCCCUGCAGGCCAAGACCCAGAGUGCUGAGGAGGACCCCGUUUUCCGCAAGACGCCGAUCCGAAUGCCGCAGGCUCGGGUGGUGCAGAGGUACAUCCAGAACCCUCUGCUGCUGGACGGGAAGAAGUUUGAUGUGCGCUCCUACCUGCUCAUUGCCUGCACCGUGCCCUACAUGGUCUUCUUCGGCCAUGGCUAUGCUCGGCUCACACUCAAUCUCUACGACCCCCAUUCCAGAGACCUCAGCGGCCACUUGACCAACCAGUUCAUGCAGAAGAAGAGCCCCCUCUACGUGAUGUUCAAGGAGGAAACAGUAUGGAGCAUGGAGCACCUCAACCGCUACAUCAACGACAAGUUCCGAAAAGCCAAGGGUCUCCCCAGAGACUGGGUCUUCACCACUUUCACGAGACGUAUGCAGCAGAUCAUGGUGCACUGCUUCCUGGCCGUCAGAUCCAAGCUCGAGUGCAAACUCGGCUACUUUGACCUCAUCGGGUGUGACUUUCUGAUUGAUGAGAACUUCAAGGUGUGGCUGCUGGAGAUGAACUCGAACCCGGCACUGCACACCAACUGUGAAGUCCUGAAGAACGUGAUCCCCGCAGUGGUCAUGGAGACCCUAGACUUGGCACUGGAGACUUUCCAGAAGAGCCUGAACAGCCAGAGGAUGCGGCCACUCUUGUCACAGCGCCACUUCGUGCUCCUGCACAACGGUGAGAUGGACCUGUGGCCACGCCUGUGGGGGUCUCGCGGGGUCCCUCGCCUGCUGCCCAGCUUUGUGCCCCCCUCGCUCUGUGCCUCUGACCCUGAUAGGCUGGCCAGGCGCAGGCCGGCGCCCCCUCGGCGUCCCCCGUCGCCCGUCCCCAGCCCUGACCUCAUGCCUGGACAUGAGUGCGAGCGGUCACCCGAUUGCGAUCUCAGCCAAGAUAAGCUUCUCAGCGGGGGUGUGGCUGCAGUGCUGCUGGGCUUCGAAGCUUAUCUGCACCAAGCAGCCUCCGGCCCCCGCACGGGAUGUGGUUUCCAGAGUUCCUGGAGCAGUUCCCGGACAGAUGGGGCUUUCCGGGGCACAGAGGGGGCAGCUCCAGGUGGUUACCCUGCCUGA
This is a messenger RNA of Sorex araneus (European shrew), 2112 nucleotides long. RefSeq names its product tubulin tyrosine ligase like 10 (gene TTLL10). The transcript has 17 exons. The record is from RefSeq and is a predicted model, not a curated record. Lineage: Eukaryota; Metazoa; Chordata; Mammalia; Eulipotyphla; Soricidae. Bases 1 to 2112 code for a protein of 703 amino acids. Gene Ontology annotation, biological process: protein modification process.